ACGCAGAAUCAUUGCUUUUCUCAUCAUACAGACAUGAACAACACCAUGGAAGCUGGACCUGAGCCCAAGCUGGGUUAUGCUCUGUUCUACGGCUCUAUUAUGGUGCUGGGUCUGCCUCUCAAUGCUGUCUCACUGUGGAUUCUGCUGAGACACCACAGCCUCAAAACCCCCAGCGCUGUCUUCAUGGUCAACCUGGCCAUCUCUGACCUGCUGCUGGUCAUCUCCUUGCCCACGAGGGUCUACUUUUACGCCACGGGCACCUGGCCUCUGGGAGAUCUGGCAUGCAUCUGUGUCGCAAUGCUCUUUCGCACCAACAUCCGCUCCAGCAACUUCUUCAUCACCUUCAUCAGCGUGGACCGGCUGCUGGCUGUGGUUUAUCCUCUGAGGUCACGCCAUCUUCGGACCGCUUGCAACGCUCUGAAAGCUGUUGGGCUCGCUUGGCUGUUUGUGUUGGUGAGCCACAUCCCAGAGGGUGUGAAAGGAUCAGUAUUUUUAGAGAGCAACAAUAAAUCCACCUGUUUUGAGCUGCCAAGAUCAGCAAUGGUCUAUGUUAAGCCGGUGUUAGUGCUCACCAUGCUGGCAGUCAACAUUGUGUGCACCACUUUGGUGUCUUGGACCCUUCACACACAUCUCAGUGACUCAGCAAGGGUCAACAACAAGAUCAAUGUCAUGCUGAUUUUUAUCAUGAACUUGGUUAUGUAUACCAUAUGUUUCCUCCCUUUGUCUCUUAGUUUAUUGAUUAAUGGGACUGCACCUCCACCUUUAGUAUGUCUCGCUGCCGUGAACUGCUGCUUGGAUCCACUGUUGUAUUACUUUUCUCUGGAUGCCUUCUGGAAGAAGAAAGAGGAUGCAGAUCUUCCAAGAGAAUAG
Centropristis striata (black sea bass) is the source of this 870-nucleotide messenger RNA. Its product is annotated as lysophosphatidic acid receptor 6-like. Gene Ontology annotation, molecular function: lysophosphatidic acid receptor activity. NCBI's taxonomy places the organism in Eukaryota, Metazoa, Chordata, Actinopteri, Perciformes, Serranidae. The transcript has a single exon. The record is from RefSeq and is a predicted model, not a curated record. Gene Ontology annotation, biological process: positive regulation of Rho protein signal transduction; phospholipase C-activating G protein-coupled receptor signaling pathway. Gene Ontology annotation, cellular component: membrane. The coding region runs from base 34 to 870 and encodes 278 amino acids.